Molecule: messenger RNA, 1623 nt
Organism: Seminavis robusta
Lineage: Eukaryota; Bacillariophyta; Bacillariophyceae; Naviculales; Naviculaceae
Source: the annotation of a GenBank genome assembly
GACACAACUCCAUUGCCGAACUUGCAGCAUCGCACAGAGCACAUACUAGCUAGUACCACUACCAACUUGUAAGAAAGCCGCAAGCUGUGGCCGCAUUGCCGGGUUGCUGAUAGGAUAGUACUUGUUUGAUUUGGUUUGUUGAGACAAUCGAACUAUUCUUAGCUGAAACCAAAAGGUUUUUUAUUCAUCAUGGAGCCUGUGGAUUCUUCUGCUGGGGAAUGGCUGCCAACUCUGGCACUGGCCUUGGCUAUUUUUCUGGGCUCCAUGUUUGUAAUCUUGGCUGUGAACCCACUCAUCAAGGGACCUCCCAAAGUGCUGGAAAUUGCCAAGGAUUUUGAAAAAUACCCGUUGAUUGAAAAGCAAGAAUUGUCCCACGACACGCGCAAAUUCACGUUUGCCCUGCCAGAAGGAUACGUCUUGGGUCUUCCCACGGGACAGCACAUGACACUCAAAUUCACAAACAAAGAUGGUCAGUCAGUUCAACGAUCCUACACUCCGGUUACCGACAACGACUCCAUUGGAAAGGUAUCCUUUGUCAUCAAGGUAUACAAGGCAGGUGUCCACCCUAAAUUUCCCGAUGGUGGACAAAUGAGUCAACAUUUGGAAUCUCUGUCCAUUGGAGACAAAAUACUGAUGAAGGGGCCCAAGGGACAUAUGGAAUACUUUGGCAAUGGAAAAUUCAAAGUCAAGCCAUUGGGGAAAAAGAUGCAAGAGCGAUCCUGCAAUGCCAUUGGAAUGAUGGCAGGAGGAACUGGAAUCACACCCAUGCUACAGAUUUUGCAUGCUAUUUUCAGAAACCCAAAUGACAUGACCAGGGUAAAACUGAUUUAUGCCAACCAGACCGAAAAAGACAUUUUGGUACAACGUGAACUGGAGGCUUUGCAAAAGGAAUUCCCCGAUCGAUUUUCAUUGCAUUACACUCUGGACAAGGCACCGGACGGGUGGAAGUACUCGGAGGGAUUUAUCAAUAAGGACAUGAUUGAAAAACAUCUUAUCAUUCCUGGCAGUCAACAACAAUUCUUCAUGUGCGGACCCCCUCCAAUGAUCAAAUUUGCCUGCAUUCCAGGUCUCGCAGAGCUUGGAUACUCGGAUCAGGAUCAUGUCACUUUCUAAGAUACUCAUUGAUUGAUCCACCAAGGAUUGCCAAUUAUGGAGGUGUCACAUGUACGGUACCUGCCCCGAAGCUACAGGUAGUACGGGCGAAAAUCCGGAGGCAUUGCCUUGCAUUGCACGUGGCACCAUGGAGUACCGUUAUAAAACGCCGAACGUUUUUCCUGCCUUCCGUUCACGCCUUGAGACAGACAUCCCUCAAUCCCAAGUAAUCCCAUUGUGUAUGGCCCGUUGAGCUUGACACCUCGCAAAGAAGUCAUUGCGACUCCGGUGACGUCGGGUUUCGCAUGGAUGCAACUACUCUAUCACGUAAGAAUGCCCACGAUAGCUAAAUGAGACAGACGGGAAUCGGGCGAGUUUCACGAACACCACUCAGCGUACCGGUGGUCUGAAUGGGUUGAGUUAUCGAGCGAAUUUGGCCAUAAAACAGCAUGGGGUGGGCCAUAACCUGAGUUUGCCUGGAAGUUUCAUCAAUCCACUCUUCUCUACCCAAGUGCCGAAAAGUUGACAAUG